AUGUUUAAACUAGGUCUAUCUCGUUGCUCGAAUAGUCUUAUACUAAGAAGUCAGCUUAAGCUGGCCAAAUUGCAACCACAUAUUAUAAAAUUAAACAAAAUCCCAAUAACAUCACCAAUUUCACUUCGUUUUAAUUCCACUUCUACAACCAACACUUCACAAGAAAUUCAAGAUAAAUUAGUCCUAUUUGAUCAUCAUCCAGAUUUAUCACAUGCAGUUUCAUCAUCAGAUAUACAUUCAAAUCAAAUUGGUUAUUUAGAAUCAAUAGGAAUGGGACAAGGUUGGGGUCCAACAAGUAUAAUAGAAAGAUUAUUAGAAUAUACUCAUGUAUAUACUGGAUUACCAUGGUGGGGAACAAUAUGUGUAUUAGCUAUAGCAGUAAGAAUAAUUUUAUUUCCAUUAUAUGUAAAAGCAAGUUCAAAUGCAACAAGAAUGUCUGAAAUUAAACCACAAUUAGAUAUAAUAAUGAAAGAAAUAAAAGGUGGAGAUAUACAAGAUCAAAUGAAAGGAAUGGAAAAAAGAAAAAAAUUAAUGAAAAAACAUAAUGUAUCAACAUUAGCUGGUUUAGCACCAGUUUUACAAUUACCUUUAGCUUAUGGGUUUUUUCAAGCUUUAAGAAAAAUGGCAAAUCAUCCAGUUGAAGGAUUUAAUGAUCAAGGUUAUGCAUGGUUUCAAAAUUUAAGUGAUGUUGAUCCAUAUUUAGGUUUACAAGCUAUUGCAGCAAUUGCAAUUAUAAGUGUUGUUAGAAUUGGUGGUGAAACUGGUCAACAUGCAAUGGCAAAAAGUAUGCAAAAAAUAAUGACUAUAGUUCCAAUAAUUUCAAUUUUUAUAACUAAAAAUUUUUCAGCUGCAAUUGUAUUAUAUUUUGCAAUAAAUUCAAUAUUAUCAUUAAUUCAAAGUGCUAUAUUUAAAUCAAAUUUUUUAAGAAAAUUAUUAGGGAUGCCUAAAAAAUUAUCAAUUCAACAAUUAAAUCAAAGUAAUGUUAAUCAAUCUCAAUCAAUUAAAGAUAUGGUUACUAAAUUUGUGGAUGAUUCAAAAGAGAAAAGUAUAAAAGCUGCAAGAGAUGCAAAUAAAAGAAUGGAAGUUACAAAACAAAGAAAGAGCAGUUUUAAUGAUGGAUUUAUAAAAAAACAUUAG
Molecule: messenger RNA, 1137 nt
Organism: Lodderomyces pseudojiufengensis
Lineage: Eukaryota; Fungi; Ascomycota; Pichiomycetes; Serinales; Debaryomycetaceae
Product: membrane insertase
Exons: 1
Coding region: 1-1137 (378 amino acids)
Biological process (GO): mitochondrial respiratory chain complex IV assembly; protein insertion into mitochondrial inner membrane from matrix
Cellular component (GO): mitochondrial inner membrane
Molecular function (GO): membrane insertase activity
Source: RefSeq, a predicted model, not a curated record